This is a messenger RNA of Phoenix dactylifera (date palm), 1456 nucleotides long. Its product is annotated as RING/FYVE/PHD zinc finger superfamily protein. Gene Ontology annotation, molecular function: ubiquitin-protein transferase activity; zinc ion binding. Lineage: Eukaryota; Viridiplantae; Streptophyta; Magnoliopsida; Arecales; Arecaceae. Gene Ontology annotation, biological process: protein ubiquitination. Gene Ontology annotation, cellular component: membrane. The record is from RefSeq and is a predicted model, not a curated record.
AUUCUUCUAGGUGGGAAUGUAAUCAUUUGUGGAGAUGGAUCGUGUUCGAAAAAUCCUUUUGAUUUGAUGUGCUUUUGUGUUGCGGUCGGCCAUUUCUACGGUUUUCUUCGUGCAUUUGGAUCUUUCUAGGGUUUCUGGUUGUUUUUUCUUGGAUUCUUCUUUCGGGAAGGGUUUCUCUCGGCGAAAAUUGGCUGUGUUGAGGAAAGGUGAAAAAUAGGUUGGGAAAUUCGGAAUUGGUGAAGUGAUUCUAGCGUUCAAAUACAGGAAAGGAGUGGCCUUUACUGUUAUUUGUUAUAGAUGUUCUGGUGAGAAAGAUUUGACAAUGGGAGAUCAUCUGGUGUUGAAUGUUGACCCUCUCGUGAAGCUUGAGACCGUUGAAUCUCAGGCAGGGAAGGCUUCAGAAUCUUCUGGAGAAGCUGUGCAUGGUUCACUUCCAUCUGUUGCUUCCUCUUCGGUGGUAGCUUCUGUUGGUGAUGAGGGGAAGGAGUACUCGGGUGCUGAGGAAGAGGAGCCACUCAUUCAGACGGUGGAGUGUCGCAUUUGCCAGGAGGAGGACCAUGUUAAAAACCUGGAGAUACCGUGUGCAUGCAGUGGAAGUCUGAAGUAUGCUCAUAGAACAUGUGUACAGCGCUGGUGCAAUGAGAAAGGAGAUAUAACUUGUGAGAUUUGUCAUGAGCAAUACAAGUCUGGGUACACUGCACCUCCCCGAGCAAACCCAGAUGAGACCACCAUUGACAUCAGUGGAGGUUGGACUAUUACAGGCACCCCGUUGGAUCUGCGUGAUCCUCGGCUCCUUGCUGUGGCUGCAGCGCAACGCCGUUUUCUUGAAGCUGAGUAUGAUGAAUUUGCUGCUACAAAUGCCAGUGGUGCUGCAUUUUGCCGCUCUGCUGCUCUGAUUUUAAUGGCUCUUCUGCUGUUGAGGCAUGCACUCACCUUCACCAAUGGUGAUGGAGAUGAUGAUGCUUCCACAGUGUUUUCUCAGCUUUUCGUGCUGCGUGCUGCUGGGUUUUUGUUGCCAUGCUAUAUCAUGGCAUGGGCUGUAAGUAUUCUGCAGCGUCGAAGGCAGAGACAGGAGGCUGCUGCUUUGGCAGCAACUGAAGUGGCAUUCAUUCUUCAGUCUGGUGAGGGGAGGGGCCUGCAUUUUACCAUAGCACCUGAGUCACCCACAACUCCACAACAAGAGCCACAUGAGUAGAGGUCUUCCAGUAAAUCAUGCAAUACAUAUCAUGUUAUUUAUAUGAAAAAUUAUCAGGAACCAGUCUAUGGCUGUGAACUAUUAAACUGGCACCGGUGAUAAGUGGAUAUUUGAAAAUCUUAGAAAUUUCCCGUGAAAUUUGGUUUCUGUUUUGAUGCAUUCAGUUAGCUUUCCAUGUGAUAUUCGUAUCAGCGAACAAUUGUAAGGAAUGUUUAACCUCAAAGACUCAAGCUGCAUAGAACAAUGGGUGCAUGUUUGGUA